Sebastes umbrosus (honeycomb rockfish) is the source of this 6201-nucleotide messenger RNA. It is a transcript of the gene rasa3, whose product is annotated as RAS p21 protein activator 3. The record is from RefSeq and is a predicted model, not a curated record. Gene Ontology annotation, molecular function: GTPase activator activity. The transcript is spliced from 25 exons. NCBI's taxonomy places the organism in Eukaryota, Metazoa, Chordata, Actinopteri, Perciformes, Sebastidae. Bases 194 to 2755 code for a protein of 853 amino acids. Gene Ontology annotation, biological process: intracellular signal transduction; negative regulation of Ras protein signal transduction; regulation of GTPase activity.
CUGCUGCUGCUGACUGAAGCUGAAGCUGCCCGCUUGUUCUCCACCAGCCAGCCAGCAGAAGCAGUGAUCUCUGUCCGGAGAGCAGCAGAGCAUCGAUGUGCAGGACCUCUGGAUUAUCAGUGAGCUGGAGAGACCAGAACCGACCACCGUGGAGGACUGUCUCUCUCUUCAUCUAGUCGACAAAGGAGAGAGCAUGGCGGUAGAAGAGGAAGGUCUCCGGGUUUUCCAGAGCGUUAAAAUAAAAAUAGGAGAAGCAAAAAACAUCCCUCCGUACCCGGGGCCCAACAGGAUGAGGGACUGCUACUGCACCGUCAACCUGGACCAGGAAGAGGUCUUCAGGACCAAGAUCAUCGAGAAGUCGCUUUGUCCGUUCUAUGGGGAGGACUUUUACUGCGAGAUCCCACGUAGCUUCAGACAUCUCUCCUUCUACAUCUUCGACAGGGACGUCUUCAGGAGGGACUCCAGUAUCGGCAAGGUUGCGGUGAAGAAAGAGGACCUGCAGAAGUAUCACGGCAAAGACACCUGGUUCCAGCUACAACCUGUCAGCGCUGACUCAGAAGUGCAGGGAAAAGUGCACCUGGAGCUGCGUCUGAGUGAAGUCAUCACAGACAGUGGAGUCAUCAACCAUAAACUAGCCACACGUGUGUUGGAGUGCCAAGGUCUUCCAAUCGUCAACGGCCAAUGUGAUCCCUACGCUGCUGUCUCCUUACUAGGACCUUCGAGGUCGGAAGCCAAAAAGACCAAAGUGAAGAGGAAAACCAACAAUCCGCAGUUUGAGGAGGUUUUCUAUUUUGAGGUGACGCGGCCGUUAAGCUACACAAAGCGGCAGUUUGAUGUUGAAGAGGAGGAUGUUGACAAGCUGGCACUGAGGGUGGAGCUGUGGAACGCCAGCAACCUGAAGUUCGGGGAUGAGUUCCUGGGAGGUGUGCGAGUUCCUCUGCGGGCGUUGGGUCAGGCUGGUGUCCACGACGCAUGGUACUUUCUUCAGCCCAGAGAGAACGGAGGGAAGCCAGUGAAGGUAGAAGAGCUCGGCUCUCUGCGUCUGAACAUCGUUUACACCGAGGACCACGUCUUCCCCUCCGAACACUACACUCCCCUCAGAGAUCUACUGCUGCACUCGGCCAAUGUGGAGCCUGUGUCGGCGUCCACAGCUCACACUCUGGGGGAGGUGUGUCGGGAGAAACAAGAAGCCGCCAUCCCCCUCGUCCGUCUGUUUCUUCACUAUGGCAAGAUUGUGCCUUUCAUCAGCGCCAUCGCUCACGCUGAAGUCAACCGCACACAGGAUCCUAACACCAUUUUCCGGGGAAACUCGCUGACUUCCAAGUGCAUUGAUGAGACCAUGAAGCUGGCAGGAAUGCACUAUCUGCAAGUCACACUCAAACCCAUCAUAGAUGAGAUCUGCGCAGAACACAAAUCCUGUGAAAUCGACCCGGUCAAGCUCAAAGAGUCGGAGAACCUGGAGACGAACAGGGAAAACCUUCGUCAGUACGUGGACCGUAUCUUCAACGUUAUCACCACCUCUGGCGUCCGCUGUCCCACCGUCAUGUGCGAUAUCUUCUUCUCUUUGAGAGAGUCCGCUGCCACCCGUUUCCAAGUUGACCAAGAUGUUCGAUACACAGCAGUGAGCAGUUUCAUUUUCCUGCGUUUCUUCGCUCCAGCCAUCCUCUCCCCCAACUUGUUCCAUCUACGGCCGCACCAUCCAGAUCCCGCCACCUCUCGAACCCUCACCCUCAUCUCCAAGACAAUCCAGACCCUGGGGAGUCUCGCCAAGUCUAAAUCUGCCAAUUUCAAAGAGUCCUACAUGGCUGCAUUUUACGACUACUUCAAUGAGCAGAAAUAUGCAGACGCUGUGAAGAAUUUCCUGGACCUGAUCUCAACCUCUGGCAAAUGGGAUCAGAAGAGUAUUGAAACACCAAUCAUGCUCAAAGAGGGGAGUGUAAAACUCACUAUAAAGAGGGUUGAUGGGAAGGGGUCAAAAGGCACGAAGGGCAGAUUUAUGAUAAAGAGGGCACAAGGGAGAAACCGGUUUGGAAUGAAGAACUUCAAGAAGAGAUGGUUUCGCCUCACCAAUCACGAGUUUACUUACCACAAAACCAAAGGUGAGGGCGCUCUGUGCAGCAUUCCCAUAGAGAACAUUCUGGCUGUAGAGCGGCUAGAGGAGGAGUCUUUCAAGAUGAAAAAUAUGUUCCAGGUCAUUCAGCCGGAGCGGGCGCUCUACAUUCAGGCCAACAACUGCGUCGAAGCGCGCGACUGGAUCGACAUCCUGACCAAAGUCAGCCAGUGCAACCGCAAACGCCUAAGCACCUACCAUCCUUCAGCCUACCUCAACGGCCACUGGCUCUGCUGCAAGCUCUCAGCAGACGCAGCCGCUGGGUGUACACCCUGCACCGGCGGUCUGCCAGCAAACAUCCAGCUGGACGUAGAUGGAGACAGAGAGACCGAGAGGAUUUAUUCCCUGUAUAGCACAUACAUGACCAAACUGAUCAAGAUGCAAGAGGCCUGCGGCAGUAAGUCUGUGUACGACGGGCCGGAACAGGAGGAGUACUCAAGCUUUGUCAUCGAUGACCCACAGGAGACCUACAAAACCUUGAAACUGAUUGUUUCAGCCGUGCAGACCUUGGAGCAGCAGCACACCAAGUACAAACGAGACAAGUUCAAGAAGACAAAGAUAGGCAGCCAGGAGCAUCCAAUUGGAGACAAGAGUUUUCAGUGCUACAUCCGCCAGCAGUCUGAGAGCUCCACCUACUCCAUCUAGCCCUGUGGACUGUUUCUACGAUGCCCAGAACCAGCAUAUUUUUCUUUACCGCAAAGACAUCCAUUUUAACAAUGCUCCGUGUCUAGUAUUGAGUUUUAAAUCUUUAUUUUUCCUUAAAACAAAAUAUAAAAAGGUGAGAUAAUUUCACUUAUUUCCAAUGCAGUGUAUCCAUGCUUCAAAAGGAAUAUUUCACUUUUUUAAAGACUUUUCUGGAAGCAGGUGAUGCUGUUUUGGAAACGAGUGUCACCUGACUUAUCUGUUCAGUUUUAAGGAAAUUAAGAGUCAAUACCAGACUGAACGAGCCGUGCAGAUGGACUUUUUUUUUUGCAUUGUCUCAAGAUGCAUCACUCCAAAUUUGGAGCACAGACCUCAGAUCAGCGUGACAAAUAGAGGAACAGUUGUGGAAGAAAGGAGGGAUACAAAUCAAGACAUAAUCAUACCAUCUAUUUGGAUCUCCUGUCUGUGAUGUGACGAGAGAACAAACAAAACGUUUUCACUGGACAGUUUUGACAGUGACCAACACGCACUUUAAUCGCCUCCAAAUCUAUGGAUGAACAAGCCUCGCAGCACUCUUUCAAAAGCUUAUUUUAUCUGUUUGAUUUUUAUUUGGUUAUUUUAAUGGUUGACAUGUUCCAUUGUAUUUCACUCCAGAAGGAAGGAAGGACUGUAAUGUUUCCCUCUUUGGGUGGUGUUGUCCCCAUUUCUUUUUUUUUUGUUUUGUCCCCAACCUCCUCAGGAAGGCUGUGAAGGUCGAGGGCACACAAGAAGGGACCAAGCACAGCCGAGAGCAGCUUGACGUUAUCAUUGUUCUCAAUUUCAUCCCUCAUUUUUAAUCCUUUUCAUCAACGUGCUAACAGUUGUAUAGGUUCAAGUUUUCACGUUUCAUUUGAAGCCUUGUUCUGUUGUGGUUGCAUAUCAUGCUCCAGUACCUGGGCUGAAGGAAUAGCUUUUUUGGAGAGUUCUGACACAGACAAACCCACGUAGGCCUUUUUUGUGUCUUUAUGGGUGUAAAGUUGCAGCUUCUCUUUUAAGACAAAAUACACAUACUGUACAAAACAGGUGUUUUCAGUUAAUCUGACUGAUUAGAGCUCUUCUCAGGACUGUGUGGGUGCGUAUAGACUUACUGAGUGACAUCUUCCUGAGUCUCCUGUUAGCUUUGUCGCACCUGUUAGGUUAGGGCGGAACAAAUUACACCUUUAUCAUUCUUAUUGGUAGAUGGAAAUUUGUGACCUAAUACAUUCACAUCAAAGCUCCGGCCCACCGUCAACCUGAGCAGAGGUCUAAUCAGCCAGAAGAACUGAAAACACCUGUUAGGGUGUUCAGAGGCUUUAAGUUGAACUCCAUUUGAGCUCCAUCUAUGAGUAGUAGUCCCAAGGCCUAUUGAAGGAGGCUGGGACACGAGCGGACAUGUGUGUGGGGUAUGGGGUAUAACACUUGCGCAGUAUAACCGAAACUGCAGUCGUGCGUUGCGAUUGGCUCAAUUUCGGCAAGUGCAGACCAGAUUUUACUGUGCAUGUGUACCCCAAAGGUAUGUCGCGUUGAUGACCCAGCCUCUUUCAAUAGGCCUUGAGUAGUCCAACCUUGUUUGACAAGCACACGCUUCCAUGGUGGAUAAAUAUUAGUGAUCCCGUUGUAGGUUCAUGUGAAUGGAAAACAGUGUAUUUUGCCGCUUUUAAGAGGUUCCUUGGCUGAGAGCUUUUCAACACACCCUCAAACUGCAUGCAGACAUGACAAAGGCAUGUGUUUGUUUCACUCUGUGUAAGUAGAAAAAAGGCGUUAAAGCCAAACUAUCCCUUCAACCAUCACAAAGCAGAAACUACAUGUUAGUACAGCUCGUUAACAAGGACGGUUUUUAGCUUCUAAUUAACUGAUAUACUAACAUUUUAACCAGUCUUUUCUCAAAUGGAUAGUGUGUGUGAAAUGGAUAGUGUGUUGCUGGUUGUGUUGCACUGUUGGCUGCCUAAUAAUGUAGUGUUUCUGUUUAGCUCUGUCUUACUUUGGAUAGGCUACACCCUGUAGUUUAAAACCUAUUUAUAUGCAUUCCUCUGAGAAACUGCUUGCUGUGAAUCUUACCGGUCAGCACCCCAGAAUCUGUUGAUGGUACAGGAUUUAUUGUUGUUAACCAGUUGUGUUGUGUUGUUCUAGGCAACCACUCUCAUUCACAUUCAUCAGCACUCACUCUCGCCAAAACCAGUGCAUGUGAAGUAUAGUUGUAGUCACGGCGACGGUAGCCUCCACAGGUGACUACAAACCACCACAAAUUUUUGUAUUUUCCAAACUAAAUACCUGGUUAUGUAGCCUCACGUGUGAUCACAGGAUCCCAAACAGUGCCAGUCAUCACUUUUAUAUCAUUCUUUUUGAAAAGCAAACAAAAAAAAAAAUCAUUGUUAUAUGAUAUAGAUAUGUUUUUUAUAUAUCUCGAAACCUAUACUGUUUUAAAAACAGACGAGCAAUUAUUCCGAUGACAUCUUUUUCUUUGUCAAAUUUGUUGAUCUAUGAACUAUAAGGACGGUUCUCAACUGUUUGACUAUGUUUUCUAUCUCUGUCUUGUCAUACAGAAAUCUCGCUGUGCGUCUGAAUCGAAUGACUGAGGUGUGUGUUUUGUGUGUGUGUGUGUGUGUGUGUGUUGUGAGUGUGAAUUUGUCAGUAUGUGCAUGAGUGACUGACAUGACGGGUUGUAUUGCCAAUUGAAUUGCCCCAGUGUUACAGGUCAGGAGAGGCAGAGUCGCACUUGUUAAAAAAGAGAAGAUCACUGCCUGUAAUUCUACUAAAGACCUCCGGCCUGAUAUGGUGUAUCUCCUCUUUCCUCUUGUAUAGAACCACUGUUCCUUUUCAAGGAACCUUUGCCAAUAUAAUCUCCCCACUCAUUUUAUGUAACACAGUAAUAACAUUGAUGAACCAUUAAGAGAGCAGCAUUGCUGUGACCUCUGAACUUUGAUGAGUGUUUGUUUCCACCAGUUACUAACUCUCCUCAGGUUUAGGAAACUCAGCACUGCAUGUUUUUUUUUGCCAAGAGCGAGGAGCUGUGUCUCUCAUCCCUAACUUGGUAAUCAUAUUUAUUAUCAUUUCAGCAAAACCUUCCCAGAAACAUCAGCUGACUCGGUGGGGGUGAUGCCAGUUACAGUAACGGCAACUCCUCUACCGCGAAGCCCACAAAGGAAUGACUUAUGCAAUAAUGGUGUGUGUGUUCCAGCAUGCAAUAAUAAUAAUAACAACCCCUCAAUAAGCCCAUCAAAUUAUCACAAACGCACAUCUGCUGUCCUUUUCCAGUAAAAUUCCUCUUCAGAUAAACACGUUAUAAAGGGAGAACAGUGUAUUUUGUAUAAAUAUUUUAAAAGUAUUAAAAUAAGCCUGUUAUAAUGUGUACAUAAAACAGUUGAAUGAAUGGUGAAAAUGUGAUGUGUUUUUUUCCCUGAAUAACUAAAUGAAACCAAUAUUAAUGCAAA